AUGGAAACGUUAAAGCGACCCCAGCACGUGGGGAAAGCAGUCCCUGGUGCCGUGGGGACACAAGGGAUGGCCCUUCCGCCUGGGCGUGCCUGGGCGCGGACUGCUGCAGUGGCGGGAGCACUCUCUUCCCUUGCCGCCUGUGCCUGGCUCAAGAGGUUGGAAGCGGUGGAGCGACCCCAACACGUGGGGGGGGCAGUCGCUGGUACCGUGGGGGCACAAGGGGUGGCCCUUCCGCCUGGGCGUGCCGGGGCACGGUGUAGGAAGCUGAUGAUACUCUUACUUCUCUCUGCUUGUUUCGCAGGUUGGAAGCGUUGGAGCGACCCCAGCACGUGGGGGCGGCAGUCGCUGGUCCCGUGGGGGCACAAGGGGUGGCCGUUCCGCCUGGGCGUGCCUGGGCGCGGGCUGCUGCAGUGGCGGGACGUGACUAUACCGUGUGGCGCGGCCAUCCUGCUGGAUGUGCCUGAAGUGAGGGUUGGGAAGCUCAAGAUCAAGGGGUGGCUCAAGGUUCUUGACUCACCCAAGCUUCCUAACAUCCGCAUCAGGGCCCGUUUCAUCCUCGUUAUGGGGCGCUUCACUGCAGGCUCCGCGUCCCGCCAGCUGUCCUCGCAUCUGACGGUCACCCUGCACCCCAACACGGGAUUCUCGGGCGGCAGGAAGCCGUACAAGCUCCGAAAAGUGCUGCCCGCUGACGCGAGAAACCCCCGAGACCUGGGUCACAAGGCGUUUGCUGUGGUGGGAGGGCAGGCGGACCUGCAUGGCAUGCCGGGGGGAGCUGAAACUCCUUCCUGGGUGCGACUGGCAGCAACAGCAGCAGCGGGGCAGAGGCAACUGGUGGUUGAGGGGGACGUGAGGGGGUGGCGCCCGGGCCUCUCUGUUGCUGUUGCCUCCACCAGCACGAAUUUUAACGAGGCAGAGAGCCGGGAGAUCGAAUCAGGUGGGUUAAUGUGUGGCAUGCAGCAGCAGCACCAGGGCUCAUUUGUGCCCGAUGGCUUUGGUGGCAGUGGCACCUUCAGUAGUUCUCCCACCCUCCCUUCCUGCUCCCCCUCUGCCUUCCCCCCUUCCCAACCCAACACCGCUUCUCGCAUCACCCUCACCUCGCCCCUCGCCCACACGCACGAGGGCUCAUCUGUGUCCCAUCCUUCUCCCAUCCCCUGUCAUUCCCCCCCUACCUCCCCUCCCAACAUGGCUCUGGUCUCCCCACCUACCUCCCCGAUCACCUCCCGCAUCACCCUCACCUUGCCCUUUGAGACGCCCAAGAAAAACUCUCCCCUCUCCAUUACCCCCAACACAACAGUUGCUCUGGUGUCCCCACCCACCUCCCCGAUCACCUCCCCGAUCACCUCCCCGAUCACCUCCUGCACCCCUCGCCCACACACACGAGGGCACAUCUUCACUCUGGUCUCCCCGGCCACGUCCCCACCCACGUCUCGCAUCACCCUCACCGCACCCCUCGCCCACACGCACGAGGGCACAUCGGUGCCGGACGGUUUCGGUGGCACGGUGGACAUCCGUGCUGAGGUGGCGCUGCUUGAUAGGCAGAUCGUGAUUCAGGGCACUGACGAGGCAGCUCCACACCAGUACGACGGAGGGCACUUCAUGGUGUACAUGACUCCCACCCCUCAAGCCAUCGAAGGCGUUCAGUUCAGAGGACUUGGCAACCAAGGCACGCUCGGCCGCUACCCCCUCCACUUCCACGUGUGCGGGCUCCCCACGGACGCAUCUCAGCCGCACAUCGUGCGCAAGAACGCGAUCGUGCACUCGAAGCAGCGGUGCAUGGUGAUCCACGCGACCAGCAACAUGAGCAUAGAAGACAACGUCACCUACGAGACCAAGGGACACUGCUACCUGGUGGAGGAGGGGUCGGAGAUGGGCAACGUGUUUCGGAGGAACCUGGGGAUGAGUGUGAGGGGCGUGGAGAAGGUGAUUCCCCCGGAUACAAGUGACCGGUACGGGUUCCACACGGACAAGCAGCCAAGCGUGUUCUGGAUGGCGACUCCUUACAAUUCUUUCUAUGGGAAUGUGGCUGCUGGUUCCGAGAACAGCGGCUUCUGGCUGGAGGCCAACCCGACCAUGAGGGGCAUCUCACGCCUGCUGCCUGCCAUCGGCAACAAACGGCCCGACAGGUUCAACUGGGGCGAAUAUGUGGGCAACGUGGCGCAUUCGUCCCUCUUUGGCUUCCGCACGUACCCCCACGGCUCACAGUCACGCUUCCCUGACUACACUGGGGUGGUCACAUACCUCAAGGAUUCACUCUUCUACCGGAACAAAGCAGGCAUUCUCUUUGUGAACACGGAUCGCAUAGUGGUGGAGAACGGUGCAUUUGUGGAGAACGCAUAUGGGAUGGACAUCAGUCGAAACGGCUAUGGCUGCCAUUCGCAGCAGCAGCAGCAGCAGCAGCAGCAGCAGCAGCAGCAGCGGCAGCAGCAGAAGCAGCAGCAGCACCAAGAGCAUGAGCCUCGCCAGCAGCAGUAUCACCAACAAGAGCAACCAGCCUUCAGCCACAGCCAGAGCAACCCCGCUGACAUCCUGCGACCCUCUUCUGUGGAAGAUUCCCUCUUCUCAGGCUAUGGAACAUGCACCACUGGUAGCUUCGGCAUUGCCCUUGUGACCAACAAGCCGGGGGGCUUCUGGAACACUGCCUUCUUUGUGCAGAACAAUUCAUUUGCAUCGGGCAGCAAGAGAUUCUGGGCCACGCCAAACCCGCCUGCCACCACUCCCCCCAGGGGGGGUCUCAUCGCGCGUUUCUACGCCCUCAGGGAUCUCGACGGUUCUCUCCUCGGCACGCCGGGCGCCUUUGCAGUCGCCCCCUUCUCGCCCAUCCUGCCACCCGCCGCUGUGCGCCCCAGCCUGUGCCAGUACCGGGCUGAGAGUGCCGUGUGGCAGUGCCAGUCGGUGUGCUACAGGGCAGUGGGCGUGUUUUACUAUGAGCCAGGAGUGAGACCCAAUGGGAUGACCGGGCUUCCUUCGAAGGUGCUCCGACCUUAUAGCUACAUCAACAUCACAAGGGAAGAAGACGGGGAGACCUUCACAGCAUACGGCACGGACAACGACAAUCCUGACAGCCCCCCUGCAGACCCCAAGCGCACUGCCUACCGUUACGUUACCGCGUCGCUGCUCGCUGGGUACACCUACCGGUUCACGAUUAUCCCUGCCCCCACCAACAGCCUCUUUUACCCCACAUGGGCUCAGCUGUGGUCGUACGACAAGGGUGGCUGUGAGGGGGCCCUGAAGAUCAAGAUGGUUGCUAAGGAUCAAACCACUCAGUGGUUCGCCACCGAUGCUCCCAACCUCCCAUGCUCAGGAGCCCUCAAGUACAAGACUUACAAGGAGUAUCUCUGCCCCUCCUCUUCCUCCUCCUCCUCCCCACCUCUCCUGCAACUCACGGUCGGCCCCACCAGCUACGGCCCACUCGCCACCAUGCAGCUCAACGCCUCCUCGCCCUCCUCUUGCUCUGCGUGA
Molecule: messenger RNA, 3459 nt
Organism: Closterium sp. Naga37s-1
Lineage: Eukaryota; Viridiplantae; Streptophyta; Zygnematophyceae; Desmidiales; Closteriaceae
Source: the annotation of a GenBank genome assembly